AUGGCAGAUGGAUUUGGCUAUGGAAGUUCCUCUGGUGUACCUUACCCGUUUUGGCUUUCUCAUCCGUCGCAACAGCCUCCAGCUUCUGCACCGCCGUUUCUAGCAAACCCUCCGGUUGAAUCCUAUGAUCCAACCCAAGGAGGGUUUGAUCCGAUGAUUUCUCAUGGCUCUUACCAGCGAUCGCCGGUUGAUUGGUCGAAUAACCCAUCGUAUCGUGAAAAUUCUCGAUCGCAGACACCUUCUUCGUCGUUUUACGCUGACAAUAGUCGACCACCUGGAAAUUGUGGUCCUAGGGGUGAUGAUUCUUAUAAAGACAUGUUCGGACAGGGUGGGUUUAACUCGUCAAGGGAAUCAUCAUCUGAUUUUGUGCCAUUUCCUACCGAGAAUUUCUCAGAGAGGCAACGUUUGAACUUUGUGCCUACCUAUAACUCAGCUACCUCGGCUCCAGCGUCUUCUUUAGCUGAGAUGCUAAUCAGACAUUCUCAGGAACCAUACUUUAAGCGUAUCGCGUCUCCUGGCGUUUGUGCUUCUAGCAAUGCUCUUGAUGAGAAACAUCCUGGGAAUUACCAUCCUGGCUAUGAUAAACCUGGAAAUAUGAAUGUUGUCCCUGGUCCUCCUGUGACGCCUUACAUAUCUGUUACAGAUAGUAUUCCGUCUUUGCCAAUGCCAAGCUUGAAAACACAAGCUCUCUUUGAUGGUAGUCAGACUGGAAUUCAUUUAGGAGAUGGAAGAUCGUUCCCGAGCAACAGUGGUGUUUCUAGUUAUGCGCCCGAGAAUUCUAUGGGAGUUCAAUCCAAUUUGCGUGGUUCUUCUGUCGAACCAGUUAACUUUGAUGUGUUGCUUGGAUAUGGUGAAGCCACUGGUCAUAUCAAGCCUUUAUCUGAGAAUCCAGAUUUUUGCUAUCGGAUAGUUGACUCGCCAGGUUCGACAAGUCCCCGAUCUUCCCACCCGCUACAGUUUAAUAUCAACUCCUCGGGUCCAGUAUCUAAGGAUAAUGUAGAAGGUAGUGGUGUCUCUUCCCUUUAUCAAAGGCCAAAUACUUUGAUUGCUGACAAUGAGAAUGGUAUUUCUGAAAGCUCCUUGAAGAAUGCGAUUGGAAAUUCAAAUUGUUAUGAGCCUAGCUGUUGGACUCACUUCAUGGUAUCUUCUGAAGGACCUGCAUCUCCCACUACGUUUUCUAUGGGAAGUGAGCCAUGUGGUGCAAUGAAAGCGGAUAGUGGGAAUGCUCAGUUUGCUGUCAACGAUAAAUCCCCUUUCGAAGGUAGUGCUAAUCAACCUAGUGAAGAUGUUCAAAUCAACGAAAAGCCAUGUGAGCUCCAGGAACAAAUGUUUGAUAUAAUAAAUAGAGAUAAGAAGACCACGUUCUUGACAGAUCUGGGUAUCAAAGAGAGUAGUAGAUCGAAUGCAGAUGAUGUCUCAACUGACCGAUCACCUGAAAGGCAUUUAUGUGAUCAAGGAGAUUUCCCAUCUGCGACUUCUUCUCCAAGAGUUUCUUCCGUGGUUAAUGCUAUGCAUAAUCUGUCAGAAGUGCUUGUUUAUGAAUGCUUCAACAAUGGAAGCUGGCUGAAGCUGGAACAACUUGAGAACCUUGAUAAAGUAGUAGACAAUCUCACUAAGUGCUUAAAGAAAAUCACCGGUAAUAAGACAAUAGCAGGGGAAGCAUCACUUCCAAGUCAGGCUACGCGUGUUUCUAGUCCAAACAUGGUUAAUCUUAAUGAGGCCCCAAAGGUAGUUGCUCAAGACUUUCAGGAGUUUAACGUGAAGCCAAUAGACAGCUUUGGCUUCAAAGAGUCGGUGGAUAAGAAUGAGAUGACCCAGAGUAUUAAGAACAUACUUGCUUCCAACUUUCCUGAUGGGGAAGAAAACCACCCACAAACUCUCUUGUACAAGAAUCUCUGGCUCGAAACUGAAGCUGCCUUAUGCUCCACAACUUGCAUGGCUCGAUAUCAUCGGAUCAAGAACGAGAUUGAUAAUCUCAAACUGCAGAAUGAAGAGAUCUCUGCAGAUGCAUCAACCUUUAUGCAGGAACCUGUACUUAACCCCCAGAAAUCGGUUGCCAUCAUGAACAAUGUGGAGCAAGGGACACCUGAAUCGAUCAUCAAACAGAGAAGCAAUUGUGGGAACAAUGUAAUGAGAAUGAGUCAUGAUACACCACAAAGCUCGAGAUUCAACUCAGAUCCCGUGGAUGCAGUAUUAUCGCUUAUUUCCAGAAGCUUUACGGGUGGUUUAGAACAGAAAAAUCAUGGAAACUUUCCUGAUGCUGCAACCUCUGGAAAGAUACCGGACACAAGACCGCAGGAAUCCCCUGCAUCCACCAUUGAGGACAAACAUAAUGGUGUUAUAGACAGGUUUCAGAUUCUGAAGCAUCAGGAAACAAAGCGCAAACUUAAGUCUCAAAACUGCCCAGGUUCAGACAUUGAUGUUAUAGACCGGUUUCAGAUACUGAAGAAUCAGGAAACAAAUCGCAAACUCAAGACUCAAAACUUCCCAGAGACAAAAAUGGGUGACCAGGAGGACAAUCCAGAAGCUUCAGAUACGGUUAAUACUGGCAGAAGCAGCCAUGUGAGUAAUGUUAUGGAUAGGUUCCAAAUACUGAAACGCCGGGAAGCUGAACAAGUGCAGAAAACUCUCAACAGCUUGGAUUUAGAUUCAGAUUCUGACAAUGACCAGCCAAAAGCACAAAUGCGUAAUCAUCAUUUCUGGUCAGCCUCGAUGAUGACAAGACAUGGAAAUCCUCAGAUCGAGGCACGCGUCGAUGAUGAACCCUCUGCAUCUGGCAAAGGCUACGAGAGCCCGGCCUCGGAUUGGGAACAUGUCCGCAAGGAUGAUUGA
Molecule: messenger RNA, 2832 nt
Organism: Arabis nemorensis
Lineage: Eukaryota; Viridiplantae; Streptophyta; Magnoliopsida; Brassicales; Brassicaceae
Source: the annotation of a GenBank genome assembly